AUUUAAGAUUACCUACUGCCUCUGGUUCACAAAAUGGCAAUGAAAACUACAAUGUUCCUAGAGAACGUUACACGUAUAACAAAUAUAGCGACGUUAACACAGGUUUUCGAAGCACAACCCCAAAGAAUGAUCUUGCGACUCCGACUUCUACUGUAGCUCCUACCUUCACUCCGACUUCUACUGUUGCUCCUACCUUCACUCCUACUUCUACUGUUGCUCCUACUUCUGCUGUUGCUUCUACUUUCACUCCUACUUCUUCUCUUGCUCCUACUUUCCCUCCUAAUUCUGCUCUUACACCUACUUUCCCUCCUAAUUCUGCUCUUACACCUACUUUCCCUCCCACUUCUGCUCUUACACCUACUUUCCCUCCUAAAUCUGCUCUUACACCUACUUUCCCUCCUGCUUCUGCUCUUUCUCCUACUUUCCCUCCUACUUCUGUUCUUUCUCCCACUUUUGCGCCUGCUCCCAGUGUGCUGGAGUUUGAACCAACUAGCACGAUAAGAAAUAAAUAUGAUGAUGAUUAUGUUAAGCAAGAAGAACUUUCUCUCAUGAAUGUUUCGGAAUUUCUUAACGAUUUUGAUUGGAAAGGAAGCGGAAAUGCAGCAGCGUUAGAAGAGAGGUUAUUAAAUGAGUUGGCUGCCCUGGAAGCCGCAAACAUUCACGCCAUAGUAGAAUCCGAUGAUCGU
Molecule: messenger RNA, 686 nt
Organism: Acaulospora morrowiae
Lineage: Eukaryota; Fungi; Glomeromycota; Glomeromycetes; Diversisporales; Acaulosporaceae
Source: the annotation of a GenBank genome assembly